AUGCCUUCAUUAGCACGCUACAUUCGAGGUAUUCGACAGGUUGGUAUCAAAGAGUGGUGGCACCAAAUGCAGUACAUCGGUGAUGUGAAGGCGGGAAUAUUCAUGGGGAAGGACCAGUUUGGAAACCGUUAUUUUGAGAACUUAAAUGGAGAGCAAGAGGUACCAGGCCGUCAUCGUUGGGUCGACUUUGCCCAGCACGACAAUAAUGCGACGCAGGUUCCAGCCGAAUGGCAUGCCUGGCUCUCGCAUAUUCGGAAGGAGGUACCGCCGGAGGAUAAAGUGAUGCAAGCCGUGUCCCCACCUUGGAAAGCUCCAUGGAUCGAGAAUCUGACUGGAACAAGAGGUGCAUAUCGUUCCUACAACACCGCGAAGCCAAAGAUCGAGACAUGGGAGCCUAAGACCCUUCCUCGACACUAGUCAUCCAUACCUUCUACAUGUGCUACCCCUCUCGCAAUGCAUUUGCUUUAGUACAAUGUUUAUAGGCAUCUCAACGUAUAUGAUCAUUCUCGGCCACUAGCAUAUCUUCAACCACCAUCUCUGCAAUUGCCAAGCUCGCUGUGAGCCCGGGGCUUUCAAUCCCCAUCAAACUGAUCAUUGGGCUUCCGCUUCGUCUUCGAAAAUUCGGCAAGAAGCUACGAUCGUAAUCCUUCCGCAACACGAAGUCUUGGAAGCCUCCGCCUGGAGGAACGAGUUUCGGUCUGAUGCCAGCAUAGUCCGCCUUCAAUCCAUCCAACUCAACUCCUGGUAGAUAGCGUGAUAUGGCUUCGUGCAUAUCCUGGAUCCUUGACUCAUCAGGCGCUAGAUAUUGCAUCCAAAAGUCUACAUCAGACGUGUCCUUCGGGGGUGAAAUCCACUCCAAAUCCGGCCCAAAGCGCACUUUGCCCUGUAAAUCCAAAGUGAGAUGCGUUCCCAACGAUUGAAAUGCGUGAGCUCCUUUGUCGGCAGAUGACGAUGCUUCGGGGCAAGGGUAGAUCAAGUGCGAAACGCAUGAGAUACCUGGACCGGUGUACGACGCGUAAGACCCCCGUGCAUAGUACAUUGGUAUGCGCUUGCGCGCAUCGAGCAGCGAGUUCAGUAUCAAUGGGCCAGAAAGCCCAGAGGCGUUUAUCAACACGCGAGCGAAU
This is a messenger RNA of Heterobasidion irregulare TC 32-1, 1124 nucleotides long. RefSeq lists its product as uncharacterized. The transcript is spliced from 5 exons. NCBI's taxonomy places the organism in Eukaryota, Fungi, Basidiomycota, Agaricomycetes, Russulales, Bondarzewiaceae. Gene Ontology annotation, biological process: mitochondrial respiratory chain complex I assembly; response to oxidative stress. Gene Ontology annotation, cellular component: membrane. Bases 1 to 417 code for a protein of 138 amino acids. The record is from RefSeq and is a predicted model, not a curated record.